This is a messenger RNA of Alternaria incomplexa, 1632 nucleotides long. RefSeq lists its product as uncharacterized. The coding region runs from base 1 to 1632 and encodes 543 amino acids. Gene Ontology annotation, biological process: transmembrane transport. The transcript is spliced from 4 exons. Gene Ontology annotation, cellular component: fungal-type vacuole; plasma membrane. The record is from RefSeq and is a predicted model, not a curated record. Gene Ontology annotation, molecular function: tripeptide transmembrane transporter activity; dipeptide transmembrane transporter activity. NCBI's taxonomy places the organism in Eukaryota, Fungi, Ascomycota, Dothideomycetes, Pleosporales, Pleosporaceae.
AUGGAGCACACCCCUGGUGCGCUUAACCUUGGCCAGACGACGGCAACACGCAUUUACUGCGGAUUCUUCAUAGUCUACUUCACAAGUCCUGUCUUCAUAGCGCCGUUGGCAGAUAAUCAUCUGGGCCAAUACAAAACUUUGCUGAUCAGCUUGACGGUAUAUGCCGUGGGAUGUCUUGCACUGGUCGUCAGCUCGCUACCCUCCAUGCUCGGUCGAGGCGCGGGUCUGCCUGGUCUGAUCAUUGCAAUGGUCCUGAUAGCCCUUGGUGGGGGUGGUACCCAGGCCAUCAUGAGGUCUUUCAUCGCCAACCAGUACACAGAUAGAGCUCCACGAGAAAUGACGCUUUGCGGAACGCAGAACCGUUUGCUUCAAUGGCUGAGGAGACGCGUGGCGCGAACGUGUCUUUCGAAGUACUUACCAGCGUCGUCGAAAGGCGAACGGGUCGUCGUUGACAGCGAAAUCACUCUAAAGUUCAUUUACAAUCUAUACUUCUGGAUUGGUAACGUAGGAGCUUUGUCGGCAUUUCCGUGUGUCUACAUUGAGAGGCAUCAUGACUUCGCUCCUUCGUAUGCGUUGGGUCUUGGCUGUAUCAUCAUCGCCCUUGGGAUGCUGGUCUUCGGAAGGAAGUGUUUCGUCAACCCACCUCAGGAGGCAGAUGUCAUUGUACCUGCUGCGAAAGUUCUCAGCUGCGCCGUCCGCAACGGGUGCCGGAUGGAUCGCGCAGACCCAGCGUAUCAGCGCCUGGAGAAAUCCAAGGAAGUUCCAUGGAGUAGCCAGUUCGUCGACGAACUGACACGUGCGUUAGGCGCUUGUCGCGUGCUCCUGGCAUUCAUCGUCUUCUACAUCUGCUUCGACCAAAUGCAGAACAACUUGAUCUCUCAAGCGAGCGAUAUGGAUACUGGUAGUACACCCAACGAUGUCCUUCCCGGCAUGAACCAAGUGGCAUGCAUUAUAGUCAGUCCGUUUGUGGAGUACGUCCUCAACCCCAUGCUAGCCAAGCGGCGCAUAUAUCUGAAGCCAGUCACUCGCAUUGCCAUUGGCUUUUGCUUCGUCGUACUCUCGAUGCUGCACGCAACUCUAGUGCAGCAUUACAUUUAUGCAUCCCCGCCCUGCUUCGACCACCCAACAGACUGCGGAGACCGCCAAUCUGUCGCACAAGAUCGGCCUAAUGUUUGGGUACAAGCGCCGCUUUAUUUUCUCAUAGCGACGGGCGAGGUUUUCGCCAUGACGACAGCCAUGGAAUACGCAGAGAAGCACGCACCCAAGGAGAUGAAAGUGUUCGUACAGGCCAUCAACAUGCUCAUUACGGGGAUAGGCUCUGCUAUCGCGCUAGUCAUCGCGGAAGGGGCGCGCGAUCCAUACCUUACUCGAUUCUACGGUAGUCUGGCCGGAGCCAUGGCCCUCACAACCAUCAUUUUCUACGUGGUGUUCCGCAACAACGAUGAUGACGACGUUACCUCAUCGUUGCACGGUUCCGCAGACGUGGAAAAGGGAAACAGAGACGCCACGCCUACACCACCCCUGACAGCUUCACCGUUUCGAUCACGCGAAUCCUACCUGAGCGUUCCCACGACGAUUAAAGACGAGGGCAUCGAAUUAAGAGUGAUUCCACCUUGCAGACUACGACAAUAA